AUGGCUGCUCAACAACAAUCAAACAACAACAAUUCAGGUGCCAAUGCUAAAAAACAAAAUGCUGGUAAAGAAAACUGGGCUAAAAAGGUUGAUGGUGGUUGGAUUGGUGCUAAUUCAGGUGCUAACGCUAAAAAACAAAAUGCUGGUAAAGAAAACUGGGCUAAAAAGGUUGAUGGUGGUUGGAUUGGUUCAUCAUGUACCAUUGUUUAA
This is a messenger RNA of Lodderomyces jiufengensis, 210 nucleotides long. RefSeq lists its product as uncharacterized. Bases 1 to 210 code for a protein of 69 amino acids. The transcript is spliced from 2 exons. Lineage: Eukaryota; Fungi; Ascomycota; Pichiomycetes; Serinales; Debaryomycetaceae. The record is from RefSeq and is a predicted model, not a curated record.